GAGGGAAGCGUCUCUGUCGACAGCAUCUCAAAGUUUACCUCCACGAGCCCUUAUAUUACCAUCGCCAGCGUAGCCGUAGCAUCAAAAUAGUGUCUUCUACUUAUCUACGUUCUCUAUCUGGUGCUAAGCUACAGAAAGCAGCUAAUAUUGAAUUGAGGAAAAAUGGCCCAUGGUGGCUAUGGCAAGCGCAGGGUCGCCGAACGGAAGCCUCACGUGGGGCGGCGAUCCAAGGGAAUGGGCGUAGAGAAGAAGCCAAAGCCCAAGUCCGUGUCUCUUAAGAACCAGAUUCGUUCCACAGAGCGCAUGCUUCGCAAGGAACUUCCUCCUGAAGUCAGAGAGGCUCAAGAGAAAAAGUUAGAAGGACUUAAGAAGCAACAGGAGAUUCAUACACGUCUGGCUUUGGAACGCAAAAUAUUCUUGCGAGAUAGGAAAAUAAAGUUUUUUGAAAGAAGAAAAGUAGAAAGAAGAAUAAGGCGUCUGGAGAAACUGCAACGUGCUUCAUCUGGUCAGGCACAGGAUGCAGAGAUUGCUGAGCAACUUUCUAAGUUGAAAGAGGACCUUGAAUAUGUUAGGUUUUUUCCCAAGACUGAGAAAUAUGUAUCUUUAUUUACUGGAGGUGAUGAUUCAGACAUAGUUGAUAGGAGAAAUGGAUUGCGCAAGCAGAUUAAAGCCAACUUAGUUGCUGCUGCAGCUAGUGGGAAGGAUUUAGAAGAGACGGGAAGUGAGGAUGAUGGUCUUUUGGAUUUGAGUGAAGAUGAUUUCUUCUUAACUGGAACCUCAAGUGAUGAAGCAGAUGCAGAUGAUGAGUGGACUGAUAAAAGUACAAGGGAACAAGCUUCCAGCACUUCUGGCAAAGCAGCAUCCGGUAUGUCCAGUGAUGAAAGGAACCAGAAACAGAUGUCUGCUAGAGCACUAAUGCCUCCUCCUCGGCCUUCAAACAACUCUUUAUCAAAUUUUUCACAUGCCCAUUCAAGGUUUGGAGCUUCAUCAAGCAAAAAUUCAUGGAUGCAGAGGUCUGAAAUUUCUACAUCCAGCAAUACAUCAAGUAGCAGAAGUGGGUCUUCGUUUAAAGCAGGGGGAUCUUCAAAUACAAGAACGGGGAAUGGUAGUAAUCUAAGUUCAAAUUCUGAUGCACAGAAACCCCGAAGGAAGAGGAGGCCAAAGAAGAAAAAACAACAGGCAUAAACUGGAUGAACUCAACAUUCAUGUAACUUCACUAUGACCAAUUGAAGUAUAUUAUAUGACAAGACAGUUACGGAAAAAAAUGUUUGUGCUUCUGUUUAACCGUCAAUAUUUUUCAUUUUUUUUUUGUGGGUAGGUACUCAGAAGUCUGUACUUAAUGGUUCUUUGGAAUGAUCAUCUCUAUGCAUUACGAGAUGGUAGGUUUAUUUGAGGAUUCUUUUCAACAUUUAAUUUUUAUAGAAUCAAUCUUUAUUAGAA
Molecule: messenger RNA, 1440 nt
Organism: Manihot esculenta (cassava)
Lineage: Eukaryota; Viridiplantae; Streptophyta; Magnoliopsida; Malpighiales; Euphorbiaceae
Product: rRNA-processing protein EFG1
Exons: 8
Coding region: 163-1185 (340 amino acids)
Biological process (GO): maturation of SSU-rRNA from tricistronic rRNA transcript (SSU-rRNA, 5.8S rRNA, LSU-rRNA)
Cellular component (GO): nucleolus; preribosome, small subunit precursor
Source: RefSeq, a predicted model, not a curated record